Hirsutella rhossiliensis is the source of this 483-nucleotide messenger RNA. RefSeq names its product helix-turn-helix domain-containing protein. The record is from RefSeq and is a predicted model, not a curated record. Gene Ontology annotation, molecular function: cyanate hydratase activity; DNA binding. NCBI's taxonomy places the organism in Eukaryota, Fungi, Ascomycota, Sordariomycetes, Hypocreales, Ophiocordycipitaceae. The coding region runs from base 1 to 483 and encodes 160 amino acids. The transcript has 3 exons.
AUGUCUCUCGUCACUCUCCAUGCGAACCAGCACCCGCAGCUCCCCCAGAGCUCUCAGGUGCUCUUCGGGGCAAAGCAGUUGCGCGGCCUCAGCUUCGAGCAGAUUGCGCAGCACAUUGGACGGAGCGAGGUGGCCACCGCCGCCCUCUUCUACGGGCAGGCCAAGGCCUCGGACGCCGACGUGCAGAAGCUGGCCAGCCUACUGCGGGUGCCCGAGGCCGAGCUCGCGGCGUCGCUGGGCGGCUUCCCGGACCGGGGCCGCUCCGUCGACAUGCCGCCCAAAGACCCGCUCAUCUACCGGCUGUACGAGAUUGUGCAAAACUACGGCUACGCCUAUAAAGCGGUGCUCAACGAGAAGUUUGGCGACGGCAUCAUGAGCGGCGUGUCGUUUUCGACAAAGGUGGACAAGGAGACGGAUGCCCAGGGUAACGAGUGGGCCGUCAUCACGCUGCGGGGGAAAUGGCUCCCGUUCUUGCGGUUUUAG